This is a messenger RNA of Megalops cyprinoides (Indo-Pacific tarpon), 4451 nucleotides long. RefSeq names its product integrin, alpha 7 (gene itga7). NCBI's taxonomy places the organism in Eukaryota, Metazoa, Chordata, Actinopteri, Elopiformes, Megalopidae. The record is from RefSeq and is a predicted model, not a curated record. Gene Ontology annotation, biological process: cell adhesion mediated by integrin; leukocyte migration; cell-cell adhesion. Gene Ontology annotation, molecular function: integrin binding. The transcript has 26 exons. Gene Ontology annotation, cellular component: external side of plasma membrane; integrin complex. Bases 301 to 3786 code for a protein of 1161 amino acids.
CACACGCACACGCACACAUGCGGACACACACACAUACACCAGCUCACACACAGACACAUUCUCACAGGCUGCUCAGACUGACAGCGGCAAACGGGCAGAGAAAGAAAGAGAGAGAGAGAGAGAGAGGGCAAGAGAAAGAAGAGGGUAGGAAUCAGGGAUUUAUCUAAGAAAGAAGAAGGGGACGGAGGAAUCACAGUGCCAGAGGACUUGUUUCUCUCUGUGCACUUUGCUGCACGCUCAGACCCCGGAGCCACACAGGGAGUACGCUCCUGGUUCUUCUGUGCUUGGGCCUCUCUGGGAAUGUACCUGCACUUAGCAAUGUCGCUCCGUCCGACACCGAGAGGGACAGCUUCCCUUUUACCCGGAUCUCCAGGCUGCUGGCUUCUAACUCUCUGCAUUGCACUGGCAUUCUGUCCCCUGGGUUCAGGGUUCAAUCUGGACACUACAGAGAUUGUUGCAAAGGAGGGAGAGGAGGGAAGUUUUUUCGGCUUCUCUGUAGCACUUCACAAGCAGCUUACUCCGGAGCCACAGAGCUGGAUCCUGGUGGGGGCACCUCAGGCCCGUAGCCUCAAAGGCCAGCGAGUCAGCCGUCCCGGUGCUCUAUUCCGUUGUCCAAUCAGUUCUGAGGAGCACGACUGUAUGCGAGUGGACAUUGAUGGCGACGUGAAGACUGACCGUGAGAACAAAGACAACCAGUGGCUGGGUGUGACCGUCAAGAGUCAGGGGGUUGGAGGAAAAGUAGUGACCUGCGCCCAUUUGUACGAGCUCCGGCAACGUGUCCACCAGCCCUCUGAGACCCGAGACCCCAUUGGCCGCUGCUACGUGCUGAGUGAGGACCUGACAGAACGGGACGACCUGGAUGGGGGCGAGUGGAAGUUCUGUGAGGGGAGGCCGCAGGGCCACGAGCAGUUUGGCUUCUGCCAGCAGGGCCUGGCUGCCAGCUUCACCCCUGACAAAAACUUCAUCCUCUUUGGGGCUCCUGGCACUUAUAACUGGAAAGGAGAGCUGCGUGUCCAGCUCCUCAAUCAGUCACUGCUGGAUCUGGGUUACUACGACGACGGGCCCUAUGAGGUGGCGGGCGAGAAAGAGCAGAAUGCACAGCUGAUCCCAGUGCCCUACCACAGCUACCUGGGGCUCUUGUUCAUGGCUAGCCCAGUCGAGGAUGCACUGGUGUACAAAACUCUGGAGCCGUCCAACCGUCCUACCAUCUUUGAGGAUGUAGCUCAGAAUAGCUACUUAGGGUUCUCUGUAGACUCUGCUAAAGGGGUGAUGACUCAUGAGGAGUUGACCUUUGUGGCGGGGGCUCCGCGAGCCAAUCACACUGGGGCAGUGGUGCUGCUCCGCAAGGACAAUGUGUACCGCCUGGUGCCCCAGUACAUCCUGUGGGGCGAGGAGCUGGCGUCCUCUUUCGGCUACUCUGUGGCCACCGCUGACAUCGACCAUGAUGGCUGGACAGAUCUGAUUAUUGGAGCCCCCAACUUCUUUGAUCGUAAGGCAGAGAUAGGGGGAGCAGUAUAUGUGUACCUGAACCCAUCGGGUCACUGGGGACAGGCCAGACCCAUUCGGCUGAAUGGCUCAUAUGACUCCAUGUUCGGAGUGACUGUCAAUAGCCUGGGUGACCUGGAUCAGGAUGGCUUCGAAGACAUUGCUGUUGGAGCACCAUUUGAUGGUGACGGCAAAGUGUUCAUCUAUCGUGGCUCCUCUUCUGGCAUUGUUACCAAGCCUUCCCAGGUUCUGGAUGGCGUAAGUGUAGGUGUGAAGCGAUUCGGCUACUCGAUUUCAGGGGGUCUGGACAUAGACGGAAACUCCUACCCUGACGUUGCAGUGGGGUCCCUGAAUGAUCAGGUGAUUCUUUUCAGGGCUCGCCCCGUCAUUCAUGUGAAAUGCAACAUCAUAAUUGAGCCCCACAACAUUGACCUGGAGCAACAGAACUGCAAAGGCAGAGAUGGGGUGUGUGUGGAAAUAAACGUGUGCUUCACGUACACUGCACACCCGAAGUCAUACUCACCACACAUCACACUGGGUGUGCACUUUGAGGCUGAUGCGGAGCUCAGGAAGUUGAACCUGCCCCAUCGCGUCAACUUCCUGGGCCGUAGUUCAACAGAGGUCGAGUACAUGCAUUUUCUGGAGGUGGUGCUCCGUGGCCAGGACCGCCCGGCUUGCCAGGUUGCUACCUUCCAGCUGCAGGAGAACCUUCGAGACAAGCUGCGUCCUAUCUCUCUGACCAUCACGCACACCAUCAAACGAACACAGCACCACAGACACGCUACUGCCCCGGAGCUGGUGGAGCUGUCUCCCGUGCUGAGCCCUGCAAUCUCCAACAUUCUGCACACUGAGGUUAAUUUCCUGAGGGAGGGAUGUGGGGAUGACAAAAUCUGUCAGAGCAACCUACAGCUGAGCUACCAGUUUGGCACUCGUCCCCCAGCGUCUGGCCUUUUCAUCCCUCUGCCCACAGAUGAGGACGGAGUGCCGGUGUUCUUACUGUCUGACCGGAUGCCAUUAGCCCUGGAGGUGACAGUCACCAACAUGCCGUCCGACCCCCUGGAGCCUGAGAAAGAUGGAGAUGAUGCCCACACUGCCCAGCUACUGGUGUCCCUUCCAGAGACUCUGUCAUACUCUGGAAUUAGACCAGAACAGGUGGUGUGUCAGACCAAUCAGAAUGGCUCACAAGUAGACUGUGAGCUGGGAAACCCCUUGAAGAGAGAUGCCAAGCUAAAACUCUACAUUAUCUUCAGCACCUCUGGAAUCACCAUAGAAACCACUGACUUGUCUGUUGAUCUCCUACUGGCAACUAUCAGUGAGCAGCCCGAUUUGGCCCCAGUCACAGCCCAUGCUAAAGUAGUGAUAGAGCUCCCUCUGUCUGUCAGUGGGCUGGCGCGCCCACACCAGUUGUUUUUCAGCGGGACGGUGAAGGGUGAGAGCGCCAUGGAAACUGUGGCAGAUGUUGGGAGUGCGGUGGAGUUUGAGUUCACGGUGAACAACCCUGGGAAGCCCCUGCAGACAUUUGGCUCUGCCUUUUUGAACAUCAUGUGGCCCCAUGAACUGGACAAUGGGAAGUGGCUCCUGUAUGCCACAGGGCUGCACUUUGAAGGUCACCCAAAAACACAUUGCCACGCCUCGAUUAACCCAUUGGGACUCACUCCCAACAAUCAUCCCCAGGCUGCACAUCUUGUGGCCCGAAGGAAGGGACGGUCCCACCCGGAGAAAGAAGGGCAGCCGGUGACGAAGAGCAGCGUGGAUAGGACCGCGCCUGCGGUGGCUGCCUCAGAGAGGAGGAAGUCCCUGAAGCUGGACUGCCUCCUGGGCUCAGCGCGCUGCAUGCUCAUCCAGUGUCCGCUGCACAGCUUCUCUGGCUUUGCCGUCCUCAAAAUCCAGGCCCGACUGUGGAACAGCACCUUUCUUGAGGAGUUCUCCUCAGUCAGUGCUCUGGAGAUGCUGGUGAGAGCCAACAUUACAGUCAAAUCCACCAUCAAGCACCUGGCACUGAGAGAUGCAGCAUCGCAGGUUACUGUGAUGGUCUACCCAGAGCAUGGGCUUGCAGAUCAAUACUGGAUCCCUUGGUGGAUCAUCCUUAUCGCCAUCCUGGCUGGUAUUUUUGUCCUGGCACUGCUGGUCUGCAUACUGUGGAAGUGUGGGUUUUUCCGAAGGGCUCAGUACAAAGACACCGUGCCCCAGUACCACGCUGUGAAGAUUCCCCGCCAGGAUCGCCCACAGUUCCAGGAUGAGAAGACAGGAACAUUACACAAGAAGGAGUGGGCCACCCACUGGAGUGACGGCACAUCAUGAAUGUAUACACACAUACAUACACACACACACUCCACACUGACUCACUCAUUUAACAGAGUACACACCAACAGACUCGAAAAUGGGAAAAUGACUGCACAAGGCAUACCAACUGCACUAGCACCAUGUCCUGUACAUACACAGCAUUGAUGUGUCCAGAACACUCUCUGUGAUGUACCUGCUGACUACAGUAAGUGACAUACUGGGCAUGUUGCAGCCAUUGUUUUUUUGUGAACUGUCACUAGUUCUUCUACUCACAUAGACCACUAUGUAUCAAACUGCAAUGUAUCUAUACAUCUAUACACUGAUGGACUGAUGUAAAAAGCGCACUGAAACCCUAACUAACAUGCACUGAUACUCGCCGUAUGCUUCGUAUUCCUACUGUAUAGACUGACUGAUUCACUGACCGAUGGAGACUGGUGGCCACCACAGUCAUAGACUGAGAAGGAGCCGGCCUCCUGCCCCACACACACUGACUCCCCCAAUCACAUGUACACAGAUCAACCUACAGGGAGAAAAAGGGAAGGAAUGGCAUACACUGCUGAGACACAGAAAGACGAUGUCAAUAUCUGCCAAGCCAAAUCACAGACCAAAAUGCCUUUCCAGAUAUACACACAAACAUAAACACACACACACACACACACAGAUGCAAACAUGCACACAUAUAC